AUGUCCACCCAAGACCGCGACUCAGACUCAGACUCCGACCUAAACGAAGAAUUCGAAGACGUCCCGGGCAUCCAUGAACACUCCACUAACGGGCCCAACCCCAAUUCCAACCCCAAUUCAAACGGCUUCUUUUCAGCCCAAUCCACGUCGAACUUGAACUCGAACAAAUCUAAACCAUGGACCCCAACCUUAACCCUCCCACCCCAAAAACCAACCCCCCUCCCAGGCUCAGAAGAAGAAACCCAACUCCGCGGCCGCGUAAGCGCAGCCAUCGAGAGAAUAACAUACCGACAAAUGAAAUCCGAGAUGGGCAUGGAUGCACCAGAUACUCACGUCUCGCAUCGGCGGUAUGAGAAUUUUGCUGAAUUUGCGGCUGAUGUGGAGGUGUUGGUUGAUUUGCUUUGGGGCCUCAAUCCAAACCGAAAGCCUAAUAACGCUGGCGGGAAUCACCGAAACAGCCCUACCAACACACCCUUCGACGGGCCAUCCGCAUUAACCCUCUUGCAUAAAUUCGACGAGGUUUUCGUCGCGCUUUGCACGGGUAUUCAUCCGUUGACGCGGGAACCGCUCCGCGAGGCAUCAGUGUCAGCGUCGGCAUCGUCAGUUCAUUCCGGCCGUGGCCCCGUUCUGGUGACGCAGACGCAAAAGGUGCGGAUUCGGAGUCUUGCGGAGACGACGCGGUAUAAGGUUUUUUCUGUAUUACCUGUGGGAGAUGAGGAGGAGGAAGGGGAGGAAGGGGCUGGCGAGCAGCCGUGGGUUUUGGAGGCGACUAGGGUUUAUGAUCGGACGUUGAUGUUGCUUGCGGAUGAUGAUUAG
Molecule: messenger RNA, 816 nt
Organism: Penicillium cosmopolitanum
Lineage: Eukaryota; Fungi; Ascomycota; Eurotiomycetes; Eurotiales; Aspergillaceae
Exons: 2
Coding region: 1-816 (271 amino acids)
Cellular component (GO): transcription factor TFIIH holo complex
Source: RefSeq, a predicted model, not a curated record